AGGCUCAAGGAACGGGACGAAUCUCUGAGGGAGUCCUGGAUCCGCGCCAUGGAGGCACGUCUGGUGCGCGACAAGCUGCAAAAGUGCUACCGCGUAGAGGGAGUGAACCAUCUCGAAAAUUGCCAAGAUCUUGCGGAUCGGUACACCCAGAUGCUGAAGGACAACAGAGUG
Messenger RNA from Phanerochaete carnosa HHB-10118-sp, 171 nucleotides. RefSeq lists its product as uncharacterized. The transcript has a single exon. NCBI's taxonomy places the organism in Eukaryota, Fungi, Basidiomycota, Agaricomycetes, Polyporales, Phanerochaetaceae. The record is from RefSeq and is a predicted model, not a curated record. The annotation marks the transcript as partial.